AUGACCGACAAGAUCACGGUGGAUGUGGACCCGGAUUUGCAUGUAAUAAGAGAUGAAUACAGUCCUGAAGAUUGGCAAUCCGAGACCACUUCUAUCGGUUCAUCUAUAUACAGGGGUCUUAUGGAGAAUGGCCGAAGAUACCAGUCCCUGAAGUCUGACGAGUAUUGCUUUCCUGCCGAUGAGAGACAGUUCGAAACCUACGAUGCAGCACAUCUUGCAGCUAUAAUCGUGGAUUCUGAUGAGGAAAACCUACUAUUUCAGUCUCCAUUGGCCCCUAAAAACGUUCUUGAUAUUGGAACGGGAAAGGGGUCAUGGGCUAUUGAUGUUGCCGAUAUGUUUCCUAAUGCCGCUGUCCGUGGUGUGGACCUUUUCCCACCGCCAGUCAGCUGGAUGCCACCCAACUGUGUUCUCGAGGUGGAUGACGUUUUACAGGAGUGGACCUGGCGUGAAAAAUUCGAUUUGAUCCAUCUCCGCAUCAUGGCAAGUGCCUUUACUCCUUCGGAGAUGGAGAAAUUGAUGAAGCAAAUCUACGACUGCCUAGAGCCGGGUGGAUGGAUUGAACAGAUGGAAAUUCACCCUACAAUCUAUUGUGAUGACGAUAGCAUUCCGCAUGAUAAUGUGCUAUUCGAUAUCGGACCAAGGUUCGAUGCUGCCGCUAAUAAGUCUGGAAAACCUAUGGACCUUAUCAAAACAAUGCGCGCUACGAUUGAGAGAGCUGGCUUCGUUGAUGUUCACGAAAAGAACGUGAAGUGGCCAAUUGGGCCAUGGCCUAGAGACAAAACAUUGAAAGAACUUGGGUCGGUCAACCUCCAUCAUUGGCUGACUGGUAUGGAGGGAUACACAAUGUAUCUAAUGACUAAAUUUGGGAGUCCCACCCCAUGGUCGCCAGAGGAGGUACAGGUCUACAACGCUAGGAUGAGAAAGGAAUUGAUGAAUCCUCGUCACCACUCCUAUCAACGCGCGAAGAGAGUCUGGGCUAGGAAGCCAUUUGCAGACGAAAAUACCGAGCACAGAGUGAAUUGA
This is a messenger RNA of Penicillium pulvis, 1023 nucleotides long. Its product is annotated as class I SAM-dependent methyltransferase. Gene Ontology annotation, molecular function: methyltransferase activity. The record is from RefSeq and is a predicted model, not a curated record. NCBI's taxonomy places the organism in Eukaryota, Fungi, Ascomycota, Eurotiomycetes, Eurotiales, Aspergillaceae. Bases 1 to 1023 code for a protein of 340 amino acids. The transcript is spliced from 2 exons.